Actinia tenebrosa (Australian red waratah sea anemone) is the source of this 4628-nucleotide messenger RNA. Its product is annotated as endothelin-converting enzyme homolog. The record is from RefSeq and is a predicted model, not a curated record. NCBI's taxonomy places the organism in Eukaryota, Metazoa, Cnidaria, Anthozoa, Actiniaria, Actiniidae. Gene Ontology annotation, biological process: protein processing. Gene Ontology annotation, cellular component: plasma membrane. Gene Ontology annotation, molecular function: metalloendopeptidase activity.
AUUGACUCGUGAAGUACGCCUUCGUACAUUGGUUAGAACUCUAGAUAUCGAGACUCUUAAUUGACGUGCUAUAACACUAUUGAUACCAAAGGCAUUCAUUGACUUGAGUUGGUGUUAAUUCUCACACAUGUGACCUACACCGGUCGAGAUAUUUACUUUAUUCUUCGAUUUAAAUUACUUGUUCAAGCCAAAGAGUUUCAGAGGCUAAUUCUUCAUAAAGUGGACGUAUUGCUUUGCCAUUGUACGCAAUGAUGAACGACUAUGCUUCGCCAAUGGACACGAAAACAUCUGAUGGAGAUGUGAAAGUAGAUCUUCUGGAAGAUACGAAAAUAAAGAAGGGCAAAUCUUGUAUCAAAACUAAGAGGUUCCUCUAUGUAGUGAUUGCAAUCUUAGUUAUUCUUGUGGUAAUCUUUUUCGCGUUAUUUCUACGACUUGCUCUCAAACCUACAUUGCCAGAAAUAUGUGAAGACGAAUUCUGUAUCUAUGCUUCAAAAGGUAUACUUAACGCUAUGAACAAGUCCGUGAAACCAUGCGAUGACUUCUAUUCGUACGCCUGUGGAGGUUGGAUCAAGAACAACCCAAUACCCGACAGCAAAACAGCGUGGAGUCAGUUCAAAAUCUUGUACGAGAGAAAUGAAGAAGUAUUGAAGCAGCUUAUCUUUGACCCUGAGAUACGAAAGAAACAUAGUAAGAACGAAGCAGUUGUGAAAGCUUUCAACUAUUUCGAUGCUUGUAUGGAUAUUGAAAGGAUCGAGAAGCUCGGUGGGAAGCCAUUGGAACAGCUUAUCAAGGACUACGGAUCGUGGAACGUGACGGAUAAGAAAUGGAGUGCCAACUCAUGGGACUUCAUGACAAAUUUCGUUAAAAUACAGAAAGAACUCUCCAUUGCCUUGCUAUUUAACAUGUUUGUGGCUACAGACCUGAAAGAUUCAACCAAAAACGUCAUUGUAUUUGAUCAGAAUGGCAUUGGCAUCUCUAGAGAGAGUUAUUUCUUCAACACAACUUACCAUAAAAAGGUUCGCGGAGCAUAUAAAAAGUUCAUGGUGAAUUUGAUGAGACUUGUUGGAGCAGGAGAUGAGGCCCAGGCACGCGCAGACGAAGUGUACGCCUUCGAGAAAGAAUUAGCAAGGAUUUUCAUCCCAAAGGAGCAACGUCGAGACAGUAACGCAAUCUACAAGAAAAUGACGCUCAAAAAACUGAUUGAAGAAAUUGGACCAAGUCAAAUCAAUCUGACGGAAUUUCUAGUGCGAAUGUUCGCAGAGACUUCUUAUAAUAUAACCCAGGACGAGGAGGUUGUCGUCUAUGCCCUGGACUAUAUGAAGAAUGUUUCGAAGGUGUUUGAAGCAACUGAGAAGAGGAUAAUUGCUAACUACCUGAUGUGGCACGUAGUGGUACUGAACGGCGCCUACUUGUCCCAGGAAUACACCAAAGUCUUUGAUGAAUAUCGUAAAUCUAUCAUGGGCACGAGUGGCGAGGACCCUCGCUGGCAGACAUGUAUGAGUGAAGUACAGAAAGCCUUUGGUAUGGCCGUCGGGCUGCUUUUCGUUGACAAGAAGUUCAGCGGGACAAGCAAAAAGUCGGCUGAAGAGAUGAUUCACGCUAUAAGAGGAGUUUUUAUCGAUAACCUAAAGGACAUUGAAUGGAUGGAUGAAGAAACGAAGAAAGCCGCUAAAGAUAAGGCUGAAGCCAUCAGAGAGAACAUUGGAUACCCUACAUACAUCGUCAACGCCACCAAACUGGCUAAAGAAUACAAAGGGUUUGAUGUAAACAARACAACUCAUUUCCAAAACAAUUUGAACCGUAAAAGAUUUGACAACAUGAAGAAUUAUCAAGAAAUUGGAAAACCUGUUGAUAAAACAAUAUGGUCCAUGACCCCUCCCACCGUUAAUGCUUACUACUCCUCUUCUGACAACAAGAUUGUUUUUCCAGCUGGAAUCCUUCAAGAUCCAUUCUACGAUGAAUCCCACCCAAAAUCUCUUAACUACGGUGGUAUCGGUAUGGUUGUAGGGCACGAAAUUAGUCAUGGAUUUGACGAUAAUGGACGCAAGUUUAACAAAGACGGGAAUCUUAAAAAGUGGUGGACAAACGGUUCAAUCAAAGCAUUUGAGGAAAAAACAAAAUGUCUAGUUGAACAAUACUCAAACUACAAAUUUCACGGGAAAAAUUUGAAUGGACUUCAAACUCUCGGUGAGAACAUUGCUGAUAAUGGUGGAAUUAAGCAAUCCUUCCAGGCUUACCAAAUAUGGAAGAAGAAGAACGGAAAAGAAGAGAAGAGACUUCCAGGGUUAGACUUGAAUCACGAUCAGCUGUUCUUCUUAAGUUUUGCACAGAUCUGGUGUAGCUCGUUCCGUCCACUUGCAGCUGUUAGUGCUGUAGAGAAUGGAGUACACAGCCCAGGACAGUGGCGGGUCAUAGGUUCGCUUUCCAACUCGCAAGAAUUCGCCAAGGCCUACAAGUGUCCUGUUGGGUCUAGAAUGAACCCGGCAAAGAAAUGCAAGGUCUGGUAAGAACGAUCACCUCCCUGGAAUGGAAAUCAAGCAUUUAUAAACCACUCUUAUACGUAACUACCAUUGAUUUAAACCUUGGACUUCCUCACUCGCGACGUCGAUUACUUUUACUGUGAACAGUCCUUUCAUUACUAUAAGCAUUAAUAUGUAUAUUGUACUUUGUAUUAAUAGUGGUCCUAGGUUCUGUUCUUGAUAUUCCCCUUCACAGUUCCCUGCGCCAUCUUGAAAGGUAGCCGUGCCUUUACAUCGGAGCGAGACGAACGGUGAGCUUGCAGAUAUAGAGAUAUUUCUUAACACCUUGGACAAUUAUUCACAUCUCUCUAUCAUUGCAAGCUCACCGUUCGUCUCGCUUAGAUGCAAAGGCACGGCUACCUUUCAAGAUGGCGCAGGGAAAUGUGAAAGGGACUAUUGUAGAGAGAGCAAAACUUUGGCUUUAAGAUUAGAUAUGUGGCAUUGAAAACGAUAUUGCAACAAUCUGAUCACUACAAAUUUCAUAGGAACACUGAUGUAGGCAAGUUCAUUUGCCAACAAAAUCCGUGGUUCUGAUUUGAAUAUAAAAGCGCUAGAUUCUAUUGAAUAUUUUGUACUGCGUUUCUCAUCAGUCUUUCUAUGAAAUUUUAUUAGAAUCUAUUAGAAAAUGGUGUAUUGGACUAGAGAGGGUCCAGCUCUCUCAAAUGUAGAUUAAUGUGUGUUCCGUAAGCUUCGUAUGUCGUUAGGGAUUCAUAGCUGGGUCACUAAACAUUAAUUCAAUGAUUUUCAAACGCAAGAUUGACGUGACAAUUAUUUGCGAACAAGUGUAAUUUAAAACAACAAUAGUGUUGUCCUAUCGAUUGCGUUACGCUCUCUCGCUAGAGUCACGCAACUGACUUAAUCAUAGUUGAAAAUAAGCAAGCAAAACUUACCUAAAAACUUAUAAUCACUAGAUAGAUGCAUUAAGUAUUUUUCCUCCUUGACCGCUUUCCAUCAAGGAGUUUCAUGAUAGCAGCUGUGGAAUGCCGCAGGGAUUGGUUGUUUGUCCACUCUACUAAACUGUAAUCAAAGGCUUUAGAAAUUAUUGUACUUGAUUAUUAUUGAGCCGCGUCACUGAGUUUUUCUGCUAGCCGAUAUCUUAAAAGGUGUUUACAUACAACAACUGUGGGAUUCCACAGCGAUCAGCUGUUGAUCCACUUUAUUGCUAUAUAACGAAUUUCAUCAGCUAGCCAUUUUUACACUUGAACAAAGACUAGAACUGAGUAAUUGUGGUGAUGUGAUGAAAGUGUACCGUUGCUUUGUUGAGGUACAAAUGCUAUGAAAAAGGCAGGUUUCUCUUUACAUUUUACAAAUCGCUUUAAUCAUUCCUUAUACUUCUAAUUACGUUUUGAUACUAUAACUACCAGAGUCCUUUGCAUACUUCCUUUUGUUAAAACAUUUGAAUAAAAAAAAAAGCAAUUCCACGAUUCAAAAAGUAUUCUAGUAGCAGUGAUAUCAAGACGUAAUUGCUGAUUUUCAUAGCUGCCAUGUUGGUUGAAUUUGAAGAAAGGUAUGUCAUUAGUCUCUUUUGUUAURUCAUCCAACAUGGCGGCCACGUCUUUUGUCCUUGACAUGUGACGUCAUAGCCGCCAUGUUGGUUGACUUGAACAAAAGAUUUGGUCUUGGUCUCUUUUGUUAUGUCAUCCAACAUGGCGGCCAUGUCUUAUGUCCAUGUGCAUGUGACGUCAUAGCCGCCAUGUUGGUUGACUUUUACAAAAUACUUGGUUUGUUCUGUUCUCUUGGGAGUGAUGGAAAACCAACAAAGUGGAACGGAAAAAUGAGCUACAUAUAUAGACCUUUCCCGAGUUCGCUUGACCGAUCACAAAACAAUGGUUUCAAGUCGAGGUUGAACUUGAUGAAUAAAAGAAUCAAGUCAGUCUCGACUUCAAACCAUUGUUUUGUGGUCAUCCAAACGAAUUCGAGAAAGUUCUAUUGGCGCUCGCUACGUCUCGUACUCAAUUUGCAACUCGUUUCUUAAUGGAUGUAUAUUAAAUAUCCUUGAAAGCUUCAUAUAUCUUGAUUUAAACAUGCAUAAGUGGUAGUAAUUGGGGCUUAUUAACAAAUACAUGUUUAUUGUGCUUUUCUUGAUUAAACAAUAAAUUUCAAACGAUU